AUGAAUUCCUCUUUGUGGUACGACCGGGUUCCUCCUACGCCAUCGACCAUCGCUGCUGAGAGAAGGGCAUUCAUCUUAGAUGUGGUGUGGGCCAUCUUGGGGGCACUGGGUGUGGUCGGAAACUUAUUCGUCAUUGUCGUCAUAGGGAGUGUCAAAGAACUUCGGGGUAUCACCAAUCUUCUCAUCGCAAAUCAGUCUCUCAUCGACCUGCUGUCAUCUCUUCUUGUGUUCCUUUGGUGGGUACCUCCACCACCCUUAAACGAGGACAGAUUAAUCCGUUCCAAGCUCAUCUGCAUGACUUUCGAACACAGGUACUUCUUCUGGGGGUCAGUACUUGCGUCGACCUUCAAUCUGGUGUUCAUCAAUCUCGAGCGGUACUAUGCAGUCUUGCAUCCCAUUAAAUACAAGAUCAAUAUCACCACAAAGAGGGGAGUGCAGAUAGCUAUUCUACCCUGGGUGAUUGGAUUCGGAUUUCAGAUAUAUACUUGGUUCAUAUAUCGUGUCGUGGGCACAACGUGUGAAAGGGUGAUUUCGAGAUCUGGAGAACUUGCACUUGGAGUGAUUGUAUUUAUUAGUCAGUAUCUCUUUCCCCUGAUACUCAUGUUGUUCGUCCAUGCUCGAAUUGCCGCAGCCAUGGGAACCAGGAUCGGAGAUAUGGCGGAGCGUCCUCGAGAAAACCAAACAGAAGGACAGGCGAGCAAUGAAGUCGAACAACAGGCGGUGCCAGUACCAAGUUACAGGGACCGCGCAAGAAAGAACAUCAUCAAGAGCCUUUUGACGGUUACCAUUACCUUUGCCGUCUGUUGGACCCCGAAUCAAAUCAUCUACCUGGUCUACAACUUAGGAGGCCAUGUUGAUUUCUCUGGAGUGUUCUACAAUAUUACUGUUGCCAUGGCAUUUUUUAAUAUGUGCUGUAAUCCUCUCAUUUACACUUUCCAGUAUCGCAAAUUUCAAAAAGGGGUUAGGGCACUGAUUUCAAAAGGUGUAGAUCUAGUGAGUGUUAAUGAUCAGACAGGUUCUACCCAAAGUAAUUGA
This is a messenger RNA of Lytechinus pictus (painted urchin), 1035 nucleotides long. Its product is annotated as trissin receptor-like. The coding region runs from base 1 to 1035 and encodes 344 amino acids. Gene Ontology annotation, molecular function: G protein-coupled receptor activity. The record is from RefSeq and is a predicted model, not a curated record. Gene Ontology annotation, cellular component: membrane. Lineage: Eukaryota; Metazoa; Echinodermata; Echinoidea; Temnopleuroida; Toxopneustidae. The transcript has a single exon. Gene Ontology annotation, biological process: G protein-coupled receptor signaling pathway.